AGAGAAAUGAGAGAGGUUUGAGAGCUCAAUGGGCAAACACAGUGUCCUGAUGUGCUAGUGCACGCUGUUUCUCUGGCAAGUUUUUGCUAUACCACAGGAUUCUUUAAGUUUUGGGUAGAAGUUGCUGCUGCUGCUGUUUGUGUAUCUUUUAGUCGCCACAGGUUCUACUUGUCCUCUUUUACCAUCUCUUAAGUUUGCCCCAUUGCUGAGUGUCUCAGUGUCUGAGGACGAGCAGUUUGUGCAGAAGACGAGCAGUUUGUGGAGAAGAUCCAAGAUUCUUGUAACUUUUCUGCUGGCAACAUCCUGUUCAAACACAUCUCUCUUCUUGUAUACCCUCCUCUGUCUGUCCUAGCUGCCUGCUCUUAUUUCCUCUUGCUCAACAGACCCUUACACACAUCAGUCCUCUCCCACACCCACACACACACACACACACACCUCCACUCAUUCUCAUUCUGGCCCCUUUCUCUUCUUUUAGCUCUGCUCUCCUGUUCUCCGUCUCCUUUACCUGUCCAAGAACGACAUUCCCGUUUCUUUGCCAAAUUUGUCCUACACCAUCACUGCGCCAUUCCCCGGCUCUCCUAACGCCUCUGUUCCCCUAAUGGGCAACACAUCAGACAGCAGUGCCACAUUCCCUUCAUCGUCACUGAGAUCCUCUCUCCACCCCUAACCGCCUUGCCAACACCAACAUAAACACAACCCAAUGGAGACAAAAGAUAUGAUGAAGACGAGCAUGUUGACAAUGGACAAAGGAGAGAAUGAGGGAGAGAGGGACAAAGGGAGAGAGGAGGUGGGGGGAGAAGAGGAGGGGACGCAGCAGGAAAAUGGUAGACUGAUGCUGGCUGAUGGUUUUGCAGAGAGAGGACCCAAGAGCCUGACCUCCGGCUCUGGACAGCAGGUGUCCAAUGGCUUUACCACAUCCACCCCUCAAAGCCCCAGGGAGGGACCAGGGACCGCGGCUUGCGCUGGAGGUACAGCCUCUGGGCCUGGAGGAGGCACCGGUUCGUCAGUGCCACUGGGAGGCCUCAGGACUCUGGUGGUCCAACAAACUAGCUUGGAUAGGCCCAGAGAAACCUGGAGCAAGAAGAUGGACUUCUUGCUCUCUGUGAUCGGCUACGCUGUGGACCUGGGAAAUGUCUGGCGCUUCCCUUACAUCUGCUACCAAAAUGGAGGAGGGGCCUUUUUGCUGCCCUACCUGUUGAUGGCAGUGUUUGGAGGUGUCCCUCUCUUCUACAUGGAGCUGGCUCUCGGCCAGUUCCACCGCAGCGGCUGCAUCUCCAUUUGGAAACACAUCUGCCCCAUCUUCAAAGGCAUCGGCUUUGCCAUCUGCAUCAUAGCCCUCUACAUCGCCUUCUACUACAAUACCAUCAUGGCCUGGGCCUUGUACUACCUACUAUCAUCAUUUCGGCCCACCCUGCCCUGGACCACCUGCAGCAACAGCUGGAACACCGCCAACUGUAACCGUUACAUGUCCACCGACCACAAUGUGUCGUGGUCCAACUCCUCCACCUCCCCCGCCGAGGAGUUCUAUAUUCGCCAGGUGUUGCAGGUCCACCUCUCCCCAGGUCUGCACCAGCUGGGCUCUGUCAGCUGGCAGCUGGCCCUCUGCCUGCUCUUCAUCUUCACCAUUGUCUACUUCAGCAUCUGGAAAGGAGUCAAGACGUCUGGAAAGGUAGUUUGGGUGACUGCUACCUUUCCCUACCUGGUCCUCUUGGUGUUGCUCAUCCGUGGGGCCACUCUGCCAGGGGCCUGGAGGGGUGUGGUCUUCUAUCUCAAACCUGAUUGGAAGAAGCUGCUUAGCACUACAGUGUGGAUUGACGCAGCAGCUCAGAUCUUCUUCUCACUGGGUCCGGGCUUCGGCGUGCUCCUUGCCUUUGCCAGCUACAACCCAUUUCACAACAACUGCUACAAAGAUGCUUUGGUCACCAGCUCUGUGAACUGUCUGACUAGCUUUCUGUCUGGCUUUGUCAUCUUUACCGUGCUGGGCUACAUGGCUGAGAUGAGGCAGCAGGAUGUGGAUGCUGUGGCAAAGGAUGCUGGUCCCAGUCUGCUGUUCAUCAUUUAUGCAGAAGCCAUAGCAAACAUGCCUGCUGCUACUUUCUUUUCCAUCAUCUUCUUCCUCAUGAUCAUUAUGUUGGGUCUGGACAGCACGUUUGCAGGGUUGGAGGGGGUGAUCACAGCUAUGCUAGAUGAGUUCCCUCAUAUCUUGGUUAAGAGACGAGAGUGGUUUGUCUUCGGCCUGGUGUGUGUCUGCUACCUCGGGGCUCUCUCCACACUCACAUAUGGAGGAGCGUUUGUGGUGAAGCUGUUUGAGGAGUAUGCAACAGGCCCUGCAGUCAUCACUGUGGUCCUGCUUGAAGUCAUCGCUGUUUCCUGGUUCUACGCACAGAUUGUGAACUGCGGUGCUGACUUAUUCCGAUACUGUUCCGAUCCUCAGCUCUCACAGACACAUGAGAGUAGUGAUUGGGUGUGUCUGUGUGUGUCUGUGUGUGUUCCAGGUACCAACCGUUUCUGUAAUGACGUCCAGGACAUGCUUGGUUUCUACCCGGGUUGUUUCUGGAGGGUCUGCUGGGUGGCCAUCUGCCCUUGCUUUCUGCUGUUCAUCAUCAUCAGUUUCCUGGCCUUCCCUCCAGAGGUCAGGUUGUUCCACUACCACUACCCGCCAUGGACCACUGUCCUGGGCUACUGCAUCGGGGUGUCUUCGUUCAUCUGUGUGCCUGCUUAUAUGGUCUACCACUUGCUCAAUGCUAAGGGUACAUUCAAACAGCGUCUGUUAAAGAGUAUCACUCCUGAGCCCAGCAGUGACCAACACAGAGACUUCAUUGUCACCAAUGCAGUCUGACCAAACCCUGACCAAAUGAAGGUGCCACUCUUGCUACGUAGAGCGCCCUCUUCUGGACAAACUGCAAAACUACAGGACAAGGGGGCUACCUUUCACCGUCUUUGCCUCUUUUCAUACAUCUCCUACACUUGUUUUUAGCUGUCUCACACCAAGAUGUAGAAAUAGAGGUGGAGUUAGGUGGAGCCAUGCUGCAGUAGCUUUGUUUAGCUUUGUUUAGCUUGGUUUAGCUUGGUUCCUCACUCUGGUUCAGUUUUGAAGGAGUUCUCUGGUGUUACUUGCAAACCCAGAGCUUAGUUUCAGUAUCAUCAGCAUCAACAUCCUCUCUCUGUUUUUCCUCUCACAAGCGUCACCUAAGUCGUUUAGUGACCGACCUUUCUUCAGGUUAUACAGUUGUAACAAUUUUAUACAAUUAUAUAAAGUAUGACACAAUCCAUGUUCAUGUAGACAAUAAAUUAGAUAUACUGCACAUUGAAAUCAGUUGGAGAAGGCCAGAUUUUUCAUUUCAAUCCUCUUUAUGGUUGUAUUUUCAUAUUAUGCUGUUAAGUUAUGCAUUCUUAAAUGUAGCAAAAUUCAGGUAUCUUUUUACAUCUGUUACUGAAGCCAAAUAUAUGAUAUCUGCUCUGUUCAUAUUUCUAAAGAUGUUUCAAUAUUCUAGUUGUUGUUAUGUUGUAUUGGCUGUGAGCCUGUGUUCAUUUGGUGGCAUCCUGGACGAACGACAGAUUUGCAAUGAGUUCCCUACACUGUGAAGCACUGUCUGGUAGUGAGAUGAAUGUGUGUGUGUGUUUGUGAAAGAAAGAAAGUUAUAAUGCCCGGUGGAAAAAUGGAUCACAGGCAGAACCAACCAAGUGUAUUCAUUCUAUAACUGCAAUAUAAGAUGUGUAUUUAUUUUAUGAUGUAUCACUGCUGUCAUUUUGACCUCCCACACUUCAGUAUGACAAACCAUGACACGACAUAGUGCUGAUGGUCCAUGUUUAAUCACAGUGACACUCUGCACUCUGUUGUUAUACUGCAUAACUAUCAGUAAUAGAAACCAAAUAUGGAUCAGAGCUAAUAACAUUAUCAAUGGCAUAGUCUGAAAAUCAGCAUUUCUGCUCUUUACUUUCUACCAAAAAUUAGUGUGUUCGUGUGUGUGUGUGUGUGCAUGUUUGUGAGAGCGUAUGUAUCUGUGUGUUUGUAGGAGCAGGAGUUAAAAUAUGCCGAGUACUGUACAUCUUGUGUAUUUAUGAGUCAGUCUGUUAUUGGUGUAAUCUAUCCUGUGAAUACCUGUCUCCUCUCUCCAUGGAUGUGUGAGCGUGUGUGUGUGUGUGUGUGUGCGUGUGUGCGCGCACCUUGAAUUAUGUAUGUUGGUGCAUGUAUGGGUGUAUGUGCAAAAAAAGGAUUAGAGGUGUUCAGCCCCUUUAUGUGUGCAUGCCGUGAUGUGUGUGUACUGUACUUCAAAUGUGUGUGUGUGUGUGUGUGUGUGUGUGUGUGUGUGUGUCUGUAAUGUGGUCCCCUGUUGUCUUGUAAACUGCCAAAAUAACUUAUGAAGGAAGUAAACACUCUCUCUCUCGUACAUCUCAAGCUUAUGUAAGAUCUAUGUAUGUCAAUAAAAGACUGUAUUAAGAAAUACACCUGUAUAGAAUAAAGAUAUAUAAAUAUAUGGGAAAUAACAGAUACUAAAGGUAUAUGGAAAUAAAUAAAUAACCUCCAUCA
Molecule: messenger RNA, 4531 nt
Organism: Siniperca chuatsi (mandarin fish)
Lineage: Eukaryota; Metazoa; Chordata; Actinopteri; Centrarchiformes; Sinipercidae
Gene: slc6a4a
Product: solute carrier family 6 member 4a
Exons: 14
Coding region: 701-2839 (712 amino acids)
Biological process (GO): sodium ion transmembrane transport; serotonin uptake
Cellular component (GO): neuron projection; membrane
Molecular function (GO): serotonin binding; serotonin:sodium:chloride symporter activity
Source: RefSeq, a predicted model, not a curated record